AUGGAAAUCCUCAGCACGUCUAUCCUAGCCUACGUCAUUCUCCUCCUGGUGGCCUCCUGUGUCGCUUCGCUGAGGUACCUGCGCUCGCUCUGGGACUGGAAGGCACGCUCGCAAGGGCUUCCAUUGCCGCCGGGUCCUAGACCCCUCCCCAUCGUGGGCAAUGUGUUUGACCUCCCGAAAGUCAGGCCUUGGCUAGGAUUCCGGGACAUGCGCAAGAAAUACGGUGAUCUCAUCUAUCUGCGAGUCUUUGGUAAACGCCUCCUCUUGAUCGGGAGCGCAGAGCUGGCGCGCGAGAUCCUCGACAAGCGUUCCGCCAAUACCUCAGACCGACCGGUGAAUCCAGUGAUAGGACUCUCAGGGCAGGAAUCGAACUUCGGCCUCUUCCAAUAUGGGCCGCGAUGGAGGCAGCACCGACGAGAAUUCUGGCAGUUCUUCCAUCCAGGCGUGGUCUCAAAAUACCAACCGAUACAACGCGCCGAAGUGCACAAGUUUCUCAGGACGCUCCUCAACUCGUGCCCCGACCCGACGGACCGUAUUGGACACAUGUCCGCGAGUGCGAUUCUCAAGGUGGUCUACGGUGUCGAUAUCGUGGACGAGAACGAUGAGCGCAUCGCAAUCCCUCGCGCUGCCUUGGAGACUACCAGAAGAUCUACACCUGGAGCCUUUGCGGUGGAGGUGUUCCCGAUCUUGCGACACAUGCCCUCCUGGUUCCCCGGUGCGGGGUUCCAAAAAGUCUUCGCCGAAUGCAAGGUGGCGAACGAAUAUCUGAAGCACGUUCUUUUCGACGAGGCCAAGGAGGCGCUGGAGCGGGGCGAAUCGCGCCCAUGUGUCAUCGCUGAUAUGUUCGCAAGGGCGAAAGCGAACGGCGCCGGGUCGAACGAACUUUCCGACGAGACGGAAGACAUGUUGAAGAACGUAUGCGCAACGGCUGCGGAAGGCGGUGCCGACACGGUUUUUUCGACGCUGCAAGCCGUCUUCGUCGCAAUGACGCUCUACCCCGACGUCCAGCGCAAGGCACAGGACGCGCUCGACGCCGUCGUCGGGCCCGACCGCCUCCCAGACUUUGGCGACAGCGACGCACUCCCGUACAUCCAUGCGAUCGUGAAGGAGGCGCUGCGCUGGAGCGUCGUCGUGCCGCUCGGCCUCUUGCACCGCACGCUGCGCGACGAGGUGUUCCGCGGGUGCUUCGUCCCCGCGGGCACGACCGUGGCCGCGAACACGUGGGCGAUGCUGCACGACCCCGCUACGUACGAAGACCCGGACGAGUUCCGCCCGGAGCGCUUUCUGCGCGAUGGCGACAUACCACUAGACUCGACUGCUGUUGCCUUCGGCUCAGAUUCGAUUGCCUUCGGGAUCUGCCCCGGGCGGUACUUCGCGCUCGACUCGCUGUUCAUCACCGUCGCGUCCGUGCUGCACGUGUUCGACAUCAGCCCGCCCCUCGACGCGGACGGCGCGCCGAUCCCGGUCAGGUUCGAGCAGACGCACGGCAUCAUAUCGUACCCCGAGGACUGUCGGUGCACCGUCACACCGCGCUCGAAGGCGGCGGAGGCGCUGAUAUUGGCCGCCCAGCAGUAG
Molecule: messenger RNA, 1575 nt
Organism: Trametes versicolor FP-101664 SS1
Lineage: Eukaryota; Fungi; Basidiomycota; Agaricomycetes; Polyporales; Polyporaceae
Product: PAH-inducible cytochrome P450 monooxygenase PC-PAH 3
Exons: 10
Coding region: 1-1575 (524 amino acids)
Molecular function (GO): heme binding; monooxygenase activity; iron ion binding
Source: RefSeq, a predicted model, not a curated record